CAGUACAGUCGCUGGACUCGCAGCUGCGGCCGGUUUUUAAUCGAUUUACCGAUUAAAAUGAUCCGCACUCCCAAAAGAGCCUAUCCCAGCCCUCUGAACGACAGCCUGGAGAAGAGCAUCAGGCGCAUUUCCAUCGAGGGGAACAUCGCGGCGGGAAAGUCCACUUUUGUCCGCGUUUUGGAGGAACAUGAUAAAGAGUGGGAGGUCGUACCGGAGCCCAUCGCCAGGUGGUGCAAUGUACAAACUCAACACAGCGAGUUUGAGGAGCUGACCACCUCUCAGAAGAGCGGGGGGAACGUCCUGCAGAUGAUGUAUGAGAAGCCCGAGCGCUGGGCCUACACGUUUCAGAGUUACGCCUGCAUGAGCCGCGUUCGCGCUCAGAUCAAGUCUGCCAACGGCAAACUGAGCCAGGCUGAGAACCCCGUGCAGUUCUUCGAAAGAUCCGUCUACAGCGACAGGUAUAUCUUCGCUGCAAACCUCUAUGAGAGUGAGUGUGUGAAUGAGACUGAGUGGGCCAUAUACCAGGACUGGCACAGCUGGUUGCAUAAACAGUUCGGCCGGCACAUUGAGCUGGAUGGCAUCAUCUACCUGCGGGCAAAACCAGAGAGGUGUUUGGAGAGACUGCACCUCAGAGGCAGAGAGGAGGAACAGGGGAUUCCUCUGGAGUAUCUGGAGAAACUCCACUACAAACACGAAUGUUGGCUGCAGCACAAAACCAUGAGCAUGGAGUUUGACUAUCUGAGCAACAUUCCUGUCCUGACUCUGGAUGUUAACGACGAAUUCAAAGGAAAUAAAGUCAAGUGUGCUGAUAUGAUCGAAAAGGUGAAGGAGUUUCUGAGCACUCUAUGAGCCUCAACUAUUACACACACGUGUGUGUGUGUGUGAGUGAGUGAGUGAGUGAGUGAGUGAGUGAGUGAGUGAGUGAGUGAGUGAGUGAGUGAGUGAGUGAGUGAGUGAACACAGAAUGUGGGUUCUGCCCUUGCAUUAUUAUCCCCUGUCAUGCUUAUUUGAUUUU
Molecule: messenger RNA, 1015 nt
Organism: Pygocentrus nattereri (red-bellied piranha)
Lineage: Eukaryota; Metazoa; Chordata; Actinopteri; Characiformes; Serrasalmidae
Gene: dck
Product: deoxycytidine kinase
Exons: 7
Coding region: 58-849 (263 amino acids)
Biological process (GO): nucleobase-containing compound metabolic process
Cellular component (GO): cytoplasm; mitochondrion
Molecular function (GO): ATP binding; deoxycytidine kinase activity
Source: RefSeq, a predicted model, not a curated record